AUAUUUUAAUAUAUUACAAAAUACAUUACAGCUUAAUUUUUUUUCAUAUAACUUAUUAAUUUUCAUAAAUAUUAUAAAUAAUAAUUGUGCAUGUAAAAAAAAAAUUAUUUUCGGCAAUAUGAAAUUUCUUAUAUUAUCAACAAAUGAAGACAUACAAUAUAUUGGGUUUUUCUAAUAACAUAAUAGGUUAUACAGCUUUUUAAACACCAAAAUCAAUUUUGAUGUACGAUUGAAAUUUCAUCAAACUUCAAAAUAUUCAAUUUUUUUUCGUCCAAUUUAUCUUUUAAAUUAUUAGCUUAUCAGAUUUAUAUUUCUUUUGCAAAUGUGUUAGUUUUAUAAUAAUAUAUGUAAUCUUAUAUAAGCUCUAUAAAAAUUUGAAGCAAUUUAUACUUUUACAAUAAUCACAUAUUUCUUAUAAUAUAAUAAAUGUUCACAAAAAAAAUCUGGAAUGAUUAUAUUUCAACAUGAAUCGUGAAAUCCAAUAGUCGAAUCGCUUUUUUGCAAAUUGUGGAAAAAAAUUGUAAAAGAAUUAUUUUUAAAAGAAUUACACACACACACACAAAUUCUUUGCGCAAUAAAUAUGUGAUAUAACAUUAUAACGUACAUUAUAACAAUUUAAAUAUUUCAAUUAGCGAUAUAUUAAUUAUCUGUGGGAAAUUAGUAGAUACGAGAUUGUAAAAUCGUCAUGUCGUAGUUUUUUUUUAAAUAGAUGCCUUUUUAAUCUAACUACGGUUAUUUGGCAUAAAACGAUUAGUAAUAAGUUUGUUUUCAAAUAUCCGAAAACUUGAUAAUUCGAUAAUAGUUUUCUGUAUUUUCUCGCGAGGUAUAAAACAAUACCAACAGUUGAAUAACACGCGCGCGCAUUUGUAGUUUCACGUUUCAUUAGCAAUUCAUUGUUAUGUAUUGAUAUUAUUACACUAUUUUGCGCAAACUAUGCUGAAACGAAUGGAAAGUUCGAGAGUUAGACGUAGUUGUAGAAUAAUAUAAUGAAUCCGAUCGAUUGUUAUCGAUGCGUGAACAAUCUCUUUGUAUGUGUCUUUCCUAGCCUUUUCACACGCUCGUAUUUUAUCGCACGCGUGAAGAUACGAAAUCGUUGAUAAAAAUCGCGCACGUCAAUGGAUGUGUAUAUAGGUUAUGUUAUAUUAAACUGUAAAGUGUGGAAAACGAUCCCUCCUCGCUGCCGUCACGAGUAGAGCAGGCCUUUGUUUGUCAAACAUUCCGCGCUCAUAGCAUCAUCAAAAAUUAAUCGACUUUUCGCGCGGCGUGGGAAACAGUAGAAUCGCCGAAUCCGCAGCGAUACACUCGCGAAUUCAGGGAUCUUUCAGCUUCCGGGAGGAGCUGCUCGUGUGCACCCCGGUCGCCAUUUUGCUUCCCCCGCACGUCUGACAUGUCUUUCUAAUGUUAUUAUCGAUGAAUGUUGAAAUUUGUGCGUGAAACUAUUUCGUGCUUCAUUGUUCGAGGAAAGCGAGUUUAUCUCGAGAAAAAAAAAAAGAUCGUGCCGCGCGUGCCUGAUCGACGAGACAUCUUUGUUGGGAACGAUUUCCGUUGUCGUCCCAACCUCAGCUCAUCACGGAACUGAUACAGGUGUAACCCCGCGAUAAUAACGAUCAUCGUGAUUGAAUCCGUCGCCGAGCGUGAAUAUGCUGGGAGACUCGUACGAGGGAUACUUCUAUCCACGUCGCUGAAGGACCCCGGUCACUGGAUUAUAUCCUAUGCACAGUAUAUUGUUGUCGAUGUAACGAGCUAACCUAACCAAAAAAAAACGCUCAUCGUUCAUCAAAGCGACGUCGCGUGUGUGUGCUUGUGUCAACAGUGAAGAGAUCUCGCUUGAUGAUAUGGCUCCGGUCACGCGUCUGAGAUCAACGAAAGGCAGAGAUCUGGCAGUAUUCACCGUCCCGAUGUCUGUUCGAUGCGCGAUGCAGUUGCUCAAGCAUGCUUAGGGCAUAUUGGAUAUAGGCUACUACUAUUAUGAGAGAAUGCAGGUGGAACAGAUCUGGACAGUAGCAGCAAUCAAUGAAGGUCCCUAUUUCCGAAAACUCAAACAUGGACAAUAAAUUGAAGUUUUCGGACCGCUUGAAGGCUUUGCUGAAAACUGAGGCUCAUCAAGAUGUUGAUCCGUACAUUUUCAGUGAACCAGAACCAUUUGCUACAGGAAGAAAUGCCGCCACGGUGGUUCCAUCUACAAAUUCCGAAGUAAUGCAAAGUUGUAAAAACAAUAAGUCGAAAGGGAAAUGCGUAAAGCAGAGAAUAAGGAUAGCGCCUGUACCAAAUACAGGCUAUAAGACUGUUGGAGUUAAUGCUACGACAGAAACAAAUAUUGAAGAUGGUAACAGGGAGACUUUGGAUCAGAAAUUUUCUAAUAUAGUUCAACAUAAACAGCGACGUAUUGAAAAUGUGCAAAGAUUAAAAUCUAGAAAGCAAAGUCGGGACCAUACUCUGUUAUACUAUCCUAAAGCUGGGGAUGAGAUAUUCGACAGCGAUUCGAGUGAAGAUGAAAUGACAAUUUAUCAGCGUCAUUGGUUCUCCGGCGAAACCGUUACAACGCUAAAUCGUGCAGCCCGGUUAUCUCAACUACGUUCGCAAUUACAACGACAAUUACUUCAAUUACGUAUUAAUGGAACUGAUACUGAAACUGUGCUACGGCAGAGGGUUCGAUGUUUAUUGGAGGCUGCUUUCAUAGAUCCUGCUUCUACAGCAAGAGCAUUGAGCGAAUCUCCAAGUAAGAGUAAGGCGCUCGAUGGACCGCUGUUAGUUGGUGGACCAUGCGGAGCGGAAGGAUGUCAACAGACAUCUUUGCCUUGUACUCGGCAUUGUUCCCGCCAUAUUAUGUUAAAUGGAGAUCAGCUUUUAUUUGAGCAUUGCACUGCCAAGUUUAGUGACAACACACAGUGUUGUAUUCCUGUGUUUGAUGUCGCGCACGAAUUACCUCUUUGUCCAGAACACGCAAGAAAAAGAGACAAUUAUCACCGUAAAAUCCAAGAGUCUAAACCAAAGAAAGCACGUAAGAAGCCAGCUUCCCCCACCAUCCCAGCAAGGCCUAAACCUAAAUCUAAGCCGAAGAAACGCAAACGGCCGCCCUCGAACAAACUAGAGACUAAAGGAGUAGCAUUGAUGCAUGAGGAGAGUCAUUACAUGAACCAAAUAAAUUGUAGUGAAAAUCAUACCAAGACAUUAAAUAACUUGAAUGUUCCGCAAGGAAGUUCAAAUUCGUCUAACUUAAAUCUAGGAUUGGGAUUAGGCUCUCUUGGGGGACUGAGUGGAGGCCUUAAAGUCGAACUUGGAGAUAAUGAAGUAUUCGCUUCUUUGGAUUCUGCUGAACAUGACUUUGGCACUGUGCUCAAUAACUUGCCUCCAGAUGCUUUUAACGACUUGUUUAUCGAGGGUAGAAAUGGAGAUUACGAACCAUCUAGAGAAGAAGAGGAGGAAUUACAACGGGCUUUGGAAGAAGUUGAUAAAGAUGUACGAAAUUUGGAGAGAAUGGGGCAAACGCAUGGACUUUUAGAGCCGGCUUUGCUCGCUCAGCUUAUGUCAGAUAUAGCCUCGUAGCCCCACUAAUUCUAAUAUAAUAAUUUUUGAAAAUAAGUUCGCGUGUGUUCCUUGUAACGUAGAAAAGAAGUACUGUUUGUGUCUGUGCUGCUAAACAUAAGAUUGCGUUAUAGACUAUUAUUACAUAGCCACGCAAGUCCGAGAUAAUGGCAGGGAUUGACAUACAGAAAGUAACAAAAAAAAGAGAGAAAAAAACAAUAGCAAAUUUAUAAAUUUAGCAUAAACAACAUAUUGGGUACAAUACCACGGGUAGAUUUAUGUCGAACGAGUAGGAAUGUAAAAACCAAGAAUUCCAUCCUUUUUGACAAAUAAUCGCGGACAUUUUGCGUCAUCAUCAUAAUACCUGCUAUAUAUUUGUAGCUUAUUUGCAGAUAUUUUAACUUGCACUUUAAAAAUUUGCUUAGAAAAAUUGUAGCUGUAAUUAUAAUACAUGCAAUCAUUUUUGAGAGUACAGAGUGUAUGAAAAGAAGAGAAGAAAAUAGACAAAUGUCAUAUAAAUGAUUCAGACUAAAUUCCAACACACAUGAAUUAAAUAAGAAAAUAGUUAUCAUUUUUAUAUAUGAUUUAUUUUUAUUAAAACAAAAAGCAGAAUUAUCUAAAUUAUCUUAUUAAUAGCUCCCAUAUUUAUUGAACUACAUAUAAUGUUUAGCUAAUUACUGAUUACUCAAAUAAUAGGUACAAAGGUAUUUUUAUGACUGAUUUAUAAUAAUUUUAUCUGUUAUUGAUUAUACCAUGCUACAAUUGUGAAAAAAAUAUUUUGGUUUACAAACCGCAUAUCUGUGGUUUAUCACAGACUUCAGCUAUCAAUUCAAUAAAAUUGGACAUACAAAUGAUGUAAUAAAUGAAGAAGAAAUAUUUGGUGUUUAGAUAUAACAUUGUAUAUAUAUAUAUAUAUAUAUAUUUCAUUAUUACAGUGAAUAAUUCUGUAAUAGAAUUACAUUAAAAGAAUGAAAAUUGGGAUUUUCUUAAGAGAGAUGGAGAUUUGCAGCUAAUGUGGAAAAAUGGAUGAUUCUCGAUUGGAAUAUCUUAUGCAAUAUCAUAUAUUGAGAAUACUAUAUCUGAAUCUGAUUUAACUAAAAUAUAUUUAAAUACAUUUUUUCACACACACAAUUUAUAAUUCUCAUAAAACUAUGUGCAUAGAAUAUUUAUACAAACAUAUGACUGAAUUUAUAAAAAAAUAUACAUAUGUCUACAUAAAUAUAUAUAAUAUACACAUACAUACAUAUAUGUAUAUAUACGUACAAAUAAUUACAUGUUCUUUUUUUAUUAUUUGAUCUACAGUAGCAUAACUAAAUAACUACAGUUAUUAAAUAUGAUUAUUGAAUCAUGUUCUAUAUAUAAUGAUAUGUGCAUAAUCAAUAUUGUCGCUCUCUCUUUGUCACAUUCUGUAUUAUAUUCAUGUAGACAAAUGUUCAGUGAAUGAGUAAUUGUACUAUUUAAGUGAGAUGCAAACUAGCGAAAAGUGCCGAAAAAAAUUUCAUUUUUCAACCUUGUUAAUUGUGCGACACAUGCUUUGCAACUUUAGUGAAAAAAUGAUACGCUAUGUAAAGUAUUAGCUCAGUAAAGAAAAUAUUGUGAUCACAUGUAUAUUUCAAAGAAAUACUUUUCAGAAUAAUUGUUUGAGGAGAGAAUUUUUUACGAGAUAUAGAGGCACGGAUUCUGAAAGUAAAACUAGAUUGGUGUGAAACAUCACAUUGGAUGGCUGAAUCAUUUACUGCCAUUUGAUUUCUAAAGUAUCGCAUGUGCAUAGCAGUAAAUUGUUAUAACUCCGUACGUAAUAGUUGUAAAAUGGACAAAAUGCGCAUACAUAUAAUAUGGAUAAUCAUAACUUUAAUACAUAUCGUAAAGCGUGAAAAAAGACGAUGAGAUACUCGUGAGUGUCGUGUAUUACGAAAGCUAACUACCGUUAAAAUAAAGAACAAUGAAAAGCAUUUGUUAUACACGGAUAUGUGUGUGCAAUAACAGAUUAAAUUUUUGAAAUCUAGUUUUUAUUAUCAAAAUCGCUGUGCCAAAUAAUGAAAUAUAAUUUUCUUCUUUUUUUCUUAUGUUACGAUAAUGUAUCACUUAUUCAAACAAAACGGGUCGUAUAAGAACAAAGCGUACUUCAAAUGAUGACUAUUCAGCUAAAUAUCAGCGAUUAUAUAAAAGGCACAAAAAACAAGUUUAUCACAUGUAAAUGCAAAUGGAAACAAAAUAAUUUACAGGUCGAUCGAAGGAGGAUUAAAUUAAUGUCGUAUAUAUAUAUAGUGUAUUGUUACUACAUAUAAUAGUAGUAAGUAGAGAUACAAUAAUUAUUUAUGGACAAAGGACAAUGCCGAAUUUAAUCGUAACAUAAGAGCAUUGCUUAAAAUGUAUAUGUGUAUCUUCUUGUAAAAUAGCAGCAUUACUCUUGAUUAGGUAUCACUAAUUAUAUUAAGCAUAUUUUUUA
This is a messenger RNA of Cataglyphis hispanica, 5974 nucleotides long. RefSeq names its product INO80 complex subunit D. The transcript is spliced from 3 exons. The coding region runs from base 2014 to 3546 and encodes 510 amino acids. Gene Ontology annotation, cellular component: nucleus. NCBI's taxonomy places the organism in Eukaryota, Metazoa, Arthropoda, Insecta, Hymenoptera, Formicidae. The record is from RefSeq and is a predicted model, not a curated record.